AAAGAUCACACUUUUUUCUAAGUGUACAAAUUGUUUGACAGUCGGCGUAACGACAGCUGGACUUGUUAUUGUUGUGGUCUUAUGAAAUCGGAUCUUUUGAACUUAAAUUAGUCAUUAGCACAUAACGAAACAGGCAUUAUGAGUCUUCUCAUCGCGAUCCGUAGUUUGUCUACUCAAGUAAAUAAUCCUCGGACUAUUCGUUUGACGCCGUCAUUGUUCAAUAAACAUAUAAAGCGUACUUUAAGCAGUCACCAGCUAUGCUGCAAACAAAUUAGCAAAGUGCAAACAAAUCAGUCGGGCGCAGACCUGCUACACAAUCGACGGAGAAAUUUACGUUCUAUGAAUCCGAACAAUUUCAUUUCAGCUUCGCUGGUCGACUCUGCUACCUUCGAAGUGGUAUGCUCCGAGACUCUGGAAUCUUUGUGUGAUUACAUGGAGCAAUUGGUAGAGGAAACAAGCUUCCUAAAAUCAGCAGACGUGACUUACGGGGACGGUGUACUGACAGUAAACUUUGGGAAGCCGUACGGAACCUACGUCAUAAAUAGACAGUCACCAAACCGACAGAUUUGGCUAAGUUCGCCAACCAGUGGUCCAAAACGGUACGAUUAUAUCCCGGACAAAUCGACCACCAGCAAAGGUUGCUGGGUGUAUAAGCACGACGGCAUCUCCUUGCACGAACUACUACAGCGAGAAUUACCUGAAAUCGUUCAAAGGGAAGUCGAUUUUCUAUCUUUACCGUAUGGCCAGCGAAUUAAGUGAUUGGCAUUUUAUAUCUAAGCAUCAUUCUAUGAGACGAAAAAAACUAGCGUUUGUUUAGA
Molecule: messenger RNA, 818 nt
Organism: Wyeomyia smithii (pitcher-plant mosquito)
Lineage: Eukaryota; Metazoa; Arthropoda; Insecta; Diptera; Culicidae
Gene: fh
Product: frataxin homolog, mitochondrial
Exons: 2
Coding region: 139-759 (206 amino acids)
Biological process (GO): intracellular iron ion homeostasis; iron incorporation into metallo-sulfur cluster
Cellular component (GO): mitochondrion
Molecular function (GO): iron chaperone activity; ferroxidase activity; 2 iron, 2 sulfur cluster binding
Source: RefSeq, a predicted model, not a curated record